GGUAUUUGUAUCAAAUGUGGGAAGGGUGUCUACGGAGCCAGCCAGGCGUGCCAGGCCAUGGGGAACCUCUAUCACACCAACUGCUUCAUCUGCUGCUCCUGCGGGAGAAGACUCAGAGGAAAAGCCUUCUACAAUGUCAACGGAAAGUUAAUACUGCGAAGAAGACUUCCUAUACUCGGGUUUUCAACAAACCGCCGACAAGUGCUUUGUGUGUGGACACCUCAUCAUGGAAAUGAUUUUGCAGGCUCUUGGAAAGUCUUACCAUCCUGGCUGUUUCCGCUGUGUCAUAUGCAACGAGUGUUUGGAUGGAGUCCCUUUCACUGUAGACGUGGAGAAUAAUAUUUACUGCGUCAAAGACUAUCAUACGGUUUUUGCACCAAAAUGUGCAUCCUGCAACCAGCCAAUCCUCCCAGCACAGGGUUCUGAGGAGACCAUCCGGGUUGUGUCAAUGGAUCGAGACUACCAUGUGGAAUGUUAUCACUGUGAGGACUGCGGUCUCCAACUCAAUGACGAAGAGGGUCACCGAUGCUAUCCCUUGGAGGGCCACCUCCUCUGCCACAGCUGUCACAUUCGGCGCCUCAACAUUCAAGUCCCAUCCCACCCUCCUCCUGGCUACCCGAUGCACGUAACGGAACUCUGAGGGAGACAUUCCUGCCUCUGUGUCACAGAAGGGAUGAGAAGAUGUGACAUUUGGGCACGGCUGUGGGGCGGGGAAGGGGUGUGGGCCAUUUGAAGGCCAUCUUCCAGGUUCAAGCAAAAUUCUUCAACUAAGCCGACUAAAUCUUUUUUAAAAAUCUGAGGUGAGAGCCUCUAACUGGCUCAUUCUCUUUUCCCCAUUCUUUCACCUAAGAGGCUUUCCACCCACAGAGAGUUUGGUGCUGCCAGCUGCCUGCCAAAGGCCUUUUUGCCUCAAGAUAAACUUUUUUGCCUCGAGAUUAACAGGGUUCGUAGUUCACUUGACCACAGACCUUCCCCAGUUUAGGUCUGAAAAACUAAACGCUCAUGCUAGAUGGAAAAAGCAUCUACUGGUUAGUGGAUGGCUGUUUGCUCGAGUCCAUUUCCCAGAGUAGUCCAGUUCCCCUACAAUUAUUUAUUUGUUCUCCCCUUAAUGUGGCUUAGGGUUGGGGAGAAGAAGGCUUACUUCUCUGGGAUACACAGCCCCUGCAAGGAUUGAGGGUGCUUUCCCCUGUGUCUAACAUCACUGAAGUUUUGUUUUUUUUUAAAAAAAAAAACAACAAAAAACUGAAACAUGUGGAGGCAGAAAGAACAGCCCAAUAGGGGCAGCCCCUCAAGUCUCACAGCAGAUUGGCUCUAGACAGAAUCUGUCAUUCCAGCCUGUUCGUGGGAAUUAGUUGGGCCACUGGUUUGAGUCUGUAUCUGUUUCCUACCCCUUUCUAAGGCUGCUUUGGUCCUAAUGCAGCUUGAAGUUUGUUAAGGUAGUGAAAAGACUCUUACGAAAGGUGUUUGUUUCCCACUAUCCUUUCAAGUCAUUCGCAGUGACCCACAGAGUCUUAACUGAAAUAGCGAGGGGUUCAAACAGUAUUAGCUGUCUGAAGAGGGUUCACGUUGUCCUCCUUUCCCCAUUAACCCUGGGACUCUGGGCCAGCCCAGAGCUUUCCUGAAGGAAAUUAAAGGGAUUUUCCAGUGAAAUGUUUGGUACUAUUUAUUAACCCUUUAGAUUGCAGAGCACACAAUGAUGCAGUACUGAUUUCUGGUGUUCUCUAGGAGAAAACCAGCUCUCACCCUCACCACUGUCGAUUGUGCUGCCAUUUCCAUCCUCACACCCUGGGUGGCAAACAUGCUUUACUCAGAGAAGUUGUUCCUGAGCCCCAAGCUAGAGAAAGAGCUGGGGCAGAUGACCUAGAAAAGAGCAGGUAUUCUUGUCUUAUCAACAGAAAGCUGUUUAUGCCCUCCCUGCCCAGAUUUUCUACAAGUGGAAUAUUCUGUGAAUUCCACAUGUGAACUUGUGCAGGCUUGGGUCUUCUUACCCAGAGGCUUUGCCAUCCAUAGGGGCAAAGUUUGUUUGGGGUAGGGAGUACUUAGGAGAGGUGGCAAGAAGCUAGUCCAAAUGGAAAACAAAACUCCCUGGACUCCGGAUUUCCCAUCAGGUCUUGUGGGCCUUGGAAAAGGUCACCAAAUAUGAAGAGGUGAGUACCUGGCUUAGGCAGAAGAGAUCCUGGUGGCACAGAAGGCAGAGCAGAUGUUCCCAGAACCAUAGAUCUGUAUUUAAACCCCACCUCAGACUGGGGAGGAGAAUUCAACUUCCCCACAAUUGGCUCCAGUGUGUUCCAGUGCUAUUGUGGUUGUUAGGCAAGUUCCAGGUUACUGUAGGAAAAUUAGCCUGUGUUCUUGGAGCAUCAAGCAACCGUGGCCAUUCUGCAACAGAAAAGAGUUUUCUACACCAACUCUCCAGCUCGCAUUCAGUGCUCGCAGAGUGAAAGAAUGGCAGUUCUGACUGUUCAUAAAGGAAAGGGGAGAGAGGAAACUGAGGAGAGCUCCAAGAUAUCCAGUCUGGAACCCAAGUCUUCCUGCCCCAUUUAAUGCUUGUGGUAUAGCCUGUGUCUUGCUCCAGUGCCUUGCCUUGGGAUUGCCACCUAAAGAGAUGAGGAUCUGAGAGGAGCCGUGUUUCAGAGCCCGGAAUUGAAUGAUGAUGGAAACCACAUUGGUAGGGACCAGCACCCAUCCCUUGCCCCUUUCCCAUUUCCUUGCAGCAGAGUCAAGGAUUCUGUGAUUGCAUCUCCACCUCUGAAUGAGCACAAGUAGCAAUUGUGCUCAUUUGUGGCUCUACAUGCCUUAACUCUGGCCCUGAGGGAACCUUACUGUGUUCCCUCCACCAGGAUCUCUCUAGGGCUCAGCGUUCAGCAAACUCAUAGUGCUGUGUAAGAUGGGUUGAGGGAGAGAAGGGAGACCUUACCGUCCUUAAUAGCCUCCUUAUCUGGCAUGGCAUGGUUGUUUGAAGAUCAGACUCUCCUCUUCCAGAAUUCCAAAGACUAGACCAAAAGAUUGGAAAGAUGUUGAGUGAUGAAACUAUUGAAAGAUUUUGGAAAGAGGGUAGCAGAUCUUAAGGGAGAGCUUCUAAAAAAGAAAGCCUGAAUGUAGCCCUCUCUAGGACAAGAAAUUCCAGAGCAGUUAAGUAAACCAAAGCUCUAAAAAGGAGGCACACAAAAGCGGCUUUCUUGUAUUGCAAGAAACGUGUAUUUGUGAUUUCAUCGUGUAUCUAAUGCCGUAAUGAGAGUAUAUAAUUUGACUUAAAUUAAGUUUUUCCUUUGAGAGUAUUUUCAUUUUCUUUAAAAGAAUAUAGUUUUCUUCCAAGAACUUGGAGCAAGGUUGGUUUUUUUAAUUUUGUAGGAAAUAUAUAAAUGCCCAAUUUGUAUAUCAUGUAACUAGUUUACAUGUGGCAAAUAUACAUUUUAGUUUUAACUAUUUUUGUAUAAAGUUGUGUAAAACCUCAAAUGUACUUCUGCUGGUUAGGCCUUAGAAUUGUUUUGGUCUUGUUUCAGUGUUUUUUUUUUUACUAUUCCUUUGGGUUGUUUUUUGGUUUUGUUUUUUUUUUUUGAAGAAAUGAAGACUGGGGGAAAAUGUAGAUUUAUUUAUCUAAAAGAAAUUACUUGCUAUCAUCUUAAGUUAUUUAAUGUUAAAAGCCAGUGUCAUUUAACCUUAGAUGUUAUAAUCGGCUUUUUUGUUCUUUUCCAAUAAAGACUUUUUGUAGUUA
Messenger RNA from Ornithorhynchus anatinus (platypus), 3712 nucleotides. It is a transcript of the gene WTIP, whose product is annotated as WT1 interacting protein. Bases 227 to 640 code for a protein of 137 amino acids. Gene Ontology annotation, cellular component: transcription regulator complex; adherens junction; nucleus. The record is from RefSeq and is a predicted model, not a curated record. NCBI's taxonomy places the organism in Eukaryota, Metazoa, Chordata, Mammalia, Monotremata, Ornithorhynchidae. The transcript has 7 exons. Gene Ontology annotation, molecular function: transcription corepressor activity. Gene Ontology annotation, biological process: negative regulation of hippo signaling; response to hypoxia; positive regulation of miRNA-mediated gene silencing.